This is a messenger RNA of Colius striatus (speckled mousebird), 3090 nucleotides long. RefSeq names its product SLAIN motif-containing protein-like. The coding region runs from base 122 to 2098 and encodes 658 amino acids. The transcript has 9 exons. Gene Ontology annotation, cellular component: microtubule plus-end. The record is from RefSeq and is a predicted model, not a curated record. Lineage: Eukaryota; Metazoa; Chordata; Aves; Coliiformes; Coliidae. Gene Ontology annotation, biological process: microtubule nucleation; cytoplasmic microtubule organization; positive regulation of microtubule polymerization.
GGGGCGGCUGCGGCCAGCGCUGGAGAAAGGCGGCGGCGGCGGCGCCGGGGCGGGCGCCCGGCCUCCAUUCAUCCGUCCAUCCAUCGAUCGGCGGCCGCGGCAGUGAAACUGCACGCUUUGGAUGAUGGUAGUACCUGGAAAUGCUCCAGUCAUACAGCAGGAUCGUGCCCUGGAGCCUGAUUUAGGGCGAGACUCCACAGAGAACUCCGCCAUGGGCCCUGACACGGCGCUGGCAUCUGAGGAGGGUGCCCCAGAGCUGGAGGAGGUGCGAAAGCUGCAGGAGCUGGUGAGAAGGCUGGAGAUAGAGAGUCAGCACCCGCGAACAAAGAGCAGCAGGAGCAUGCUUGGGACAAACAUGCAGAGUGAGCUCCUCACUGGGAUGGGUAACCAUGACUCUGCUCUAAAUGGGAUGGAAAUUAAUAACAGCAUCAAUGUGAUAACUGAGAAGCAAGAAUUGCAAAUCAUGGCAGAUCUGCACAACCAAUUCAGCAAAAUAAGAAAAGAGGAAGGAGAGAACAACUGCUUAAAUAAAGACAGAGAUGCCCAAAUGCAAUCCACUUGUAACAGUGCCACUGAGGAAUUGUCUUCCAGCAUGCAUGAGGUGGAAAUGAAGACUGCUGAUAACAUUAGAUGUUCUUCACACCUGGGUCCAAGGAAUGGCACAGAGCUCACGGGAAAUGUGGUCAUCGCACCUAUUGGUUCCUCAGUUACAAUCAAUGAACAAAAUCCCGGUGGGAAAUGUGGAGAUGUAGAAAGUCUUCCAAGUAACACAGAUCUGGAUGAAGUGAAAGUGUUAGAACUUGAAAAUUGCAAUGAUGAAGAUGACAGCUGGCUCUAUGUGUCCCCGAGAAGACCCACAGAUCAGAAAACGAACUCUCCUUUAAAAUGGUGCCGGCAGCUGUUGGAUAAUCCCAGCCCCGAGACAGAAGCAGCCUGCAGAACUCUCAUAAACAGACUUGAUCAAGCCAGUAGAUGGAAAAACCUGUAUUGCAGCCCCCUGGCAUCGCCGAGCACACAUAACCUGAAUACAGAGCCAGGCUCCUGUAGCAAUGCACUAAACUCUCCCGGGCAUCUCAAAUCGACUAACAAAGCACUACUAACCUGUGGCAGCUCAGGUUAUCUGAGCAUGCAUUCUGCACUGAGCUCUCAGUCCUCUGUGGACAGUGAGCUGAGUACAUCUGACGACUCCAUCUCUAUGGGAUAUAAGCUGCAGGACAUGACGGAUGUCCAGGUCAUGGCACGCCUGCAGGAGGAAAGCCUGCGUCAGGACUGUGCCUCCAGCUCUGCCUCCGUGUCCCGCCGCAGCUCCAGUGCCUCCCUCCACUCUCUGCGCAGAGGCACCUACAGCGACCAGGAGUUCGACACCUACAGCCUCGAGGAUGAGGAUGACUAUGACUGUUCCCUGUCGUACCGUAGCGCUCACAGAUACUCCCCAUCUCCCCUCAGCUCCCCCCGGUGUCAGUCCCCUUCUUCCAGUGCAGAGUACAGCAGGUCAUCGACUUCCCGCAUCUGUCCCCCGCGGAGAUCUGUGCAGAGUCCCAUGCAGGACCGGCUCAAGUAUGCCAACAGCGAAGAGGAGCUGAGGCACAGCAUGCCCAACCUGGCCAGGACCAGCCUCCGGGCGCUGGAGUCCGUGCGGAGCAGCCGGAGCCUGGAGUCUGACCUGCAGGUGCCGAGCAGUCGCAUCCCCAGGACGCAGCAGCGCUCAGCAGGUCUGACUCCCAGUAAGCUCAGGUAUUCCUCCGGUGCUGGGCAGUCUCCCUUAACGGUGCGACAGCCCAUGAAAGCAGGGUCAUGCACAAACUCCCUGUUAACACCCAGGCAGCCAGUAAAGGCCUGCAGUUACACCAGUCCUGUGAGUGGAGUGCGAAAACCACAGGCACCCUCGCUUAGCACAGGCUCUUCCAGCAGCAGUUGCACUACCAGAAGCAGUAACAUGGUCACCGUGGCAAAAAAUUCCCCCAUGAAGGCACGUACCUCUGUUGGGGGGAUCUCAGUGGCCAAGAGCAAGGUGACACCGCCAUCCAAGAGGUUUCUUCAGUCAGCACAGACCACUCAAGCCACAGAGGAUGAUUCCUGGAAGGAUGGGUGUUACUGAGGACCCAAACUGUGACGUGCUGCCAAACCCCUGUGAAGCAGAGCCCCAGCUGGCUGGGCCAAAGGACCUUACUUGAAAGUAAAAUUCCAGCCCCAUCACCCUUGAGCCUGGUGUAUAUAGUUCCUCUCCUCUUGGACACAAAACUGUCCUCACCCUUAUUCUGCCAGGAGCCUGACCUCUCAGUGGUGCAACAGACAACUGAUAUUUUGGUGUUUCCACCAUUCAAAACAUUACUGCAAUACCAGUCUUCCCAUGAAGACCAGAAAUAGCCUUAUUUGAUAUCCACCUCUACUUGCAGCCCUUGGGAAGCCUUGUCUCAAAAACCUGCUCCAGAGGACACACAUUGGAGCAGGCUGGUGCCUGUUGUGUGUGUGCCAGCCAGCAGCUGGCAGGGCCUGGGACAGAUUAGAAAUAGCUGUAUAGAUGUUAGAAGAGUUUUUAACGUCACCCUGAUGUACUCUAAUCUUUGUCUGAAACCCAGCAGUUUCACUUUGGUUGGUUGGGGUUUUUUUUUUCACUUCUGUAUAGAAUGUAUUUCUGCUGUUUUUUAUUGUUUGUUCUAGAAGCUGAAUCAGGUUUUUAUAACUGUAGUACACUGAAGCUGUUGUGUCCCGGCGUGUGCAUCGCGGCGGCGAGCAGAGGAGCAGUACACAAUAUUUGUGUGGGGCAUGGCCAGGCCCUUGCAGGGACAGGGGAUGCAAUUUAACAAGUGCUGUUUAGCAGCAGCUUCCUCUCUCAGCUGAGGAAGUUUACAAACACCAGUUAAAGGUAAACUUUUUCAGAAUACCCUCCCUGACUUUGCAGUGUUCUUUUCUCAGCUGGUCCCUCACUGCUCACAUCUUUGUACGAGUUUUCUACCAUCUCUUAGGCAAUGAAGGAUUCUGUUUCAGUUUCCUUUUCCUCAGCAAGUGCUGGAUGCUAUGAAUACAGUCUUAGUACAAAAAGUAUGCACUGAUAGCAACGUUCUCCCUGCCAUCAAUGUGAUUUUGAUA